This is a messenger RNA of Cuscuta epithymum, 3609 nucleotides long. NCBI's taxonomy places the organism in Eukaryota, Viridiplantae, Streptophyta, Magnoliopsida, Solanales, Convolvulaceae. The record is from the annotation of a GenBank genome assembly.
UUCUAUUUUCCAAUUUGCACCCCGCCACGUCAACCGUCCGCGGCUCCACGUGCUUUCCAAUCUUCGCCCUCGUUCGCUAAAGAACUGUUUUCAUCGUCGUCUUCUCCGAGUAUCAUCUUCUGGCUCCUCUGCUGCUAAUCCCUCGCGCGCUUUCCCGUCUACCCGACACCAUCUUCCACACUUACAAUUAUAUACAUAAGUUAAGCACCAAGCCCUUGGAGAUCUGUCUUGACUACACCAGACUAUAUCUGUAUAAGAUCGCCCAAGAUUGAAGCCCUAAACCCUGCAAUUCGUCUGAGCUUCGGACUCCAAUUCUAAUAUUAAAUUUUGGAUCCGAUUUAAGUAAAAAGGAAUCGGGUUUAGGAGGAAAGUUUGAUCAUACUUUCAAGCAUUGGCCAGCUAUCGAAGAUGGAGCAGCUGAAGACAAUCGGACGGGAGCUCGCAAUGGGAUCACAAGGAGGGUUCGGUCAGUCGAAGGAAUUCCUGGACCUCAUCAAGUCGAUAGGAGAGGCUCGAUCCAAGGCCGAAGAGGACCGAAUCGUCCUCAACGAGAUCGAAACCCUCAAGCGCCGCAUCGUGGAGCCUGAUAUCCCCAAGAGGAAGAUGAAGGAGUUCAUUAUGCGGCUCGUCUAUGUUGAGAUGCUCGGCCACGAUGCAUCUUUCGGGUACAUCCAUGCAGUAAAGAUGACACACGAUGACAGUUUGCAGCUUAAGAGAACUGGAUAUCUUGCCGUAACAUUGUUUUUGAAUGAGGACCACGAUUUAAUCAUCUUAAUCGUGAACACAAUUCAGAAGGACCUCAAGUCUGAUAACUACUUGGUGGUUUGUGCAGCACUUAAUGCUGUAUGCAGGUUGAUUAACGAGGAGACAAUCCCUGCAGUGCUGCCUCAAGUGGCAGACCUAUUAGGGCACCCCAAGGAGGCGGUUAGGAAGAAGGCUGUCAUGGCACUCCACAGGUUUUACCAGAAGUCUCCAUCUUCUGUACUCCACCUCGUCUCCAAUUUCCGGAAGAAACUCUGUGAUAGUGAUCCUGGUGUUAUGGGGGCUACUCUCUGUCCUCUUUUUGAUCUUAUCUCAUUUGAUAUUGAUUCCUAUAAAGAUCUAGUAGUUAGCUUCGUGAGCAUUCUCAAGCAAGUAGCUGAAAGGAGAUUGCCAAAGAGCUAUGAUUAUCAUCAAACACCUGCUCCAUUCAUUCAGAUCAAAUUGUUGAAGAUUUUGGCACUAUUGGGGUCUGGUGACAAAAAGACAAGUGAACACAUGUAUACAAUGGUUGGUGAAGUAAUGAGAAAGUGUGAUUCUACAACUAAUAUAGGAAAUGCCAUUUUGUAUGAAUGCAUUUGUUGUGUUGCCUCCAUCCAUCCUAAUCCCAAGCUAUUGGAGUCUGCAGCAGAUGCAAUUGCCAAAUUUUUGAAGAGUGAUAGCCAUAAUCUCAAGUAUUUGGGCAUUGACGCUCUUGGAAGGUUGAUAAAGAUUAGCCCAGAAAUUGCUGAGCAACAUCAGCUGGCAGUGAUAGAUUGCUUAGAGGACCCAGAUGACACCCUGAAGCGAAAGACUUUUGAACUUCUAUACAAAAUGACAAAAUCAUCAAAUGUGGAAGUGAUUGUUGACCGCAUGAUUGAUUACAUGAUAAGCUUAAAUGAUACCCAUUACAAAACUGAAAUAGCAUCUAGAUGUAUCGAACUUGCAGAACAAUUUGCCCCAAGCAAUCAAUGGUUUAUCCAGACUAUGAAUAAAGUAUUUGAGCACGCAGGAGAUCUAGUUAACAUAAAGGUUGCACAUAACUUGAUGAGGCUAAUAGCCGAAGGGUUUGGAGAAGACGAUAAUAGUGCUGAUAGUCAGCUGAGAUCUUCUGCUGUUGAAUCAUAUUUGCGCAUCAUGGGAGAGCCUAAACUUCCCUCUGCAUUUCUUCAAGUCAUUUGUUGGGUAUUGGGAGAAUAUGGCACUGCUGAUGGAAAGUAUUCUGCUGCGUAUAUAACGGGGAAAAUAUGUGAUGUUGCAGAAGCACAUUCGACGGAUGACACUGUUAGGGCCUAUGCAAUAUCUGCACUCACAAAAAUAUAUUCCUUUGAACUAGCAGCCGGAAGAAAAGUUGAUAUAUUGCCUGAGUGUCAAUCAUUCACAGAAGAAUUAUUAGCAUCCCACUCAACAGAUUUACAGCAACGUGCAUAUGAACUUCAAGCUGUCAUUACUUUAGAUCCUCGCGCACUUGAAAGUAUAAUGCCAAUGGAUGCAAGUUGUGAAGAUGUUGAGGUUGAUAAGAGCCUUUCAUUCCUUGAUGCUUAUGUUCAAGAGUCAUUAGAAAGUGGCGCCCAACCCUACAUCUCAGAUGCUGAGCGUGCGGGAGUGAUGAAUGUUGCUUUUAAGAAUCAACAAGACCACCAAAAUGGAACUUAUUCUUUGAGAUUUGAAGCUUAUGAUCUUCCUAAACCCUCUUCCUACACAUUACCCUCCUCCUCAACUGACCUUGUUCCCAUACCCCCCCAACCUUCUCAUCGUCAUGCAGAAGCCGCUUUUGAAAAAACAUCUGUUAUUCACGAUUCAGGAGGAAUCAAGCUCCGCCUUGAUGGUGUUCAAAGAAAGUGGGGUAGGCCCACCACUUACUCUUUAUCAGAUUCACCACCACCACCACCACCACCCUCUACUUCAAACUCUAGAGCACCGCCGCCCGUUGUGUCAAAUGCUUUUGUUAAUAACAAUAAGAAGCAGCAGCAAGUGGUGGUUGAUGUUGAUCCACAAAAACAGAGACUUGCUGCUUCACUUUUCGGGGUUGGAUCGAAAACUGAAACAAGGAAGAAGCACUCUUCUGCUACUGCUCAUCAUAACCAUCACAAGACAGCUUCUAAUAGCAGUGGUGAGUUAGUAAAACCAACCACCUCACUGCCACCACCCCCUGACUUACUUGACUUGGGCAUGGAACCAGCUAGUGCACCACCGCCGUUGGAUCCUUUCAAGCAAUUGGAAGAUCUUCUUGUUGAUGAUCUCAGAAAAGGAGAUGUGACAACAACUUCAAGCUGGCAUAAUGACAGAAAUGAGCAUGGAGGAAGCAUCAUAAGAGAGACGAGCCAGGGAACAAAGAGUAGAGAUGUUAUAGAGAAGGAUGCUCUUGUGAGGCAAAUGGGAGUGAUACCAUCUACUCCAAAUCCCAGUCUGUUCAGCAAUCUGCUCGGGUAGGUGGAUCAUUUAUUGACCCACCGCUGGUUUGAAGUUUCUUUCAUUGGUUACCGCCCAAUGUUAAUGCUGCUGCAUGGUAUAAUGGUGAUGGUAGUUAGCCCGGGAUUGUUUGUAUCAGUUGAUGCAUGCGUGGUAGUUUAGUUGGUGUAGAUAAUGAGAUGCCUGAUAGAGAGAAAUUAGAGGCACCUGAACUUUAUAUAUGCGAGUCUUGUGUUUUUUCCCUUCUACGAUAAGGCUCUAAAAGUAUUUGAGAUUCAUAAGGGUUGGUUUUCUUGUUCAUUCCCUUGUUUGACUUUCACUGUUCUUCGAUAUUGCUGGUGGGAAUUGAUUUUUUUACUGGGUAUUUUUUUUUACUGUGUACUAUCCUGAGAUAAUAAAUUAUUUAUUGGUGCAUGUGUUUGUUUGAUAAACUGAGUUACAUCUAAAAUUGGGUGUGCU